This is a messenger RNA of Clupea harengus (Atlantic herring), 2365 nucleotides long. It is a transcript of the gene zfpl1, whose product is annotated as zinc finger protein-like 1. The record is from RefSeq and is a predicted model, not a curated record. Gene Ontology annotation, cellular component: Golgi apparatus. NCBI's taxonomy places the organism in Eukaryota, Metazoa, Chordata, Actinopteri, Clupeiformes, Clupeidae.
CAAUAGCGGAAGAGACGUGGCAAAAUAUGACUGCGAAAAUGCCUACCAGCUAGUUCCGUACAACUGGUACAUACUGGAUUAAGACAGUGUUUUGUAAUACAGGGGAUAUCCUGGGACCAACGGAGACCCUACAUUCCUCUGCUUUAAAGACGGAUCAUGGGUCUCUGCAAGUGUCCCAAAAGGAAGGUGACCAACCUAUUCUGUUUUGAGCAUCGUGUCAACGUCUGUGAACACUGCCUUGUGUCAAAUCACAACAAGUGUAUAGUUCAGUCAUACCUACAAUGGCUACAAGACAGUGACUACAAUGCUAACUGCUCCCUGUGCAACAAUCCACUCAACGCACAGGACACUGUGAGACUGGUUUGUUAUGAUUUGUUUCACUGGUCGUGUCUGAAUGACCUGGCGGCCCGGCUGCCCCUCUACACGGCCCCUGCUGGGUAUCAGUGUCCCACCUGUCAAGGCCCAGUGUUCCCACCCCCUAACCUGGCCAGUCCCAUUGCAGACACCCUGAGGGAGCAGCUCUCCUCUGUCAACUGGGCCAGAGCUGGACUGGGCCUGCCACUGAUUGAAGAGGCACCAGAGACACAAGAGAGUGCCACACAUGAUGUCACACAUGAUGUCACAGACUACAGUGACUGGUCCACCUUUGACACGCCGGCAGUGGAACCCGCAGUUACCUAUCCUACAACAGCUUAUCCCGCACACACAUACAGCCCUGACCCAACCCCUGCCUCCUCCCAGCAUCAGGAAGAGAUGGUCAUUCAAAACAAUGGAAGACUUACAACAGAGGAGCAUUCAGUCCUUAAUAUGAUUACUGCAACCACCAAUGACUCAAUUACUAUGAGUUCAACCUCAUCUCCAAGAAAGAUAUAUGACACACGAGACUCUGGUUCCUCUGUGACUCAAAUUGACUUUGAUGAUGAUAAGUAUCGGCGGCGUCCAGCUCUGAGUUGGUUUGCGCAGAUUCUCAAGAAUCGCACAGGUGCAAAGAGGAAGGCCUUGACACUAAAGCAGAGGAUCUUCAUGCUGUUAGUGGUGGGCAUCAUUGGGUUCUUCACUCUGAUCAUCAUCAUGGCCAAACUGGGCCGAGCCUCGGCAGAAUCAGACCCCAAUCUGGAUCCCAUGCUCAAUCCCAACAUCCGGGUGGGCCCCAUGUGAAUGGCUUUUCUUCUGCUCUGCUCAGCUCAGCGGUUAGGAGUGAAAUGCGGACGGCCGUAGGGGUUCUUCAAGUUCUUUUUUUUCUUUUGUGGUGGGACCAGCUGAGCAGUACCAAGCGUCUCUGGCCCGCACGCAGGACACCGCGGCUCUCUGGCCGGGACAUGGUGAGAGUGCAGCGCUGCCUCCACGGACUUGCAGAGAUAUUUACAGUGUGUAUCAACAUUUUCAGCACCUUUUAAUGUUUUUGAACACCUCAAUGUCUUCACGCUACCCCCUUAUCAGAUUAACGUAUUCUGUGUACACAUGGAUUUAAUUUACAGACACCGAUUGGUUUAGCAAUGUCUUCUCUGAUCAAACUGUUCAAUAGAUCAUAUAUUUUUCACAGGCGAUAACUGUAGCCCCCUUUUAGAGCCUUGCUGUGCUGUUGAUCUUAUGCACUCUAUUUUAGGCCUAUUGAGUAUUGGUUUGCCUUUGGGUUUUUGUUUUCUGCUUCCUACAUAGAUUACAUUCUUGGCAAGUAUAAAAGACAAUAUUUUUACCAAUUGACGCAGUUCAUGGGAAAGUACAUAUCAUUAUAUGUACUCCAGUAUCCUUUGCUAAAUUGCAUUUCCAGUGUACCAAUUACAACUAACCGUGGUCCAUGGUUUUAUGCCCAAUAUCAAUGGUGUUUCAUAUGAUGUGACUAUGUAUAACUUAUUCAACAAUCGCAGUGUUGUUUUGUGUAAUCACACACAAGGACGUUAAAAUAAAAAUGAAUGGCUUUUAUUUGUACUUGCCCUUUUGGGUAUAAAAGGCCAUGCGUUAGAUCUUGCCCAGUGAUCUUAUUUAAAACAGCUUUGUUGUAGUCUGCUAAUGGGGAAAAAACUGGAAAUAAUCUUUAUAGAGCUUACUCCAACAUUCAACUGUUACACUACUCAUCUUUCAGGUUUUUUUGUUUUGUUUUUUAUAGUUGGACAUCGUUGGAAAUGUUCAAAACGGUUAUUCAUUUGUCCCAGCAAAUUAAAUUGGUACUUCAUACAUUCAUGGUAUUGAACUACAAACGGAAUCAGACAGGAAUAGUUUGCUCCUGUAGAAAAAAAUGAUUUUUUUUUUUCUCUCUCAAAGGGGCCACACAUCUGUACAGUGACUGCAUUUGUAUAGUAGCUGACCCUCAGCUCACAAGACUUUAUUUACAUUUCUGACUAUUAAAUAAUGACCUUUCGGGAAA